CAAACAACAUUCCUUUUUUGUUCUCUCCAAAUUUGCUUCUUUUUUUUCUUUUCAUCCAUGGCUUCCUCCAAAUUAGGUGAUAAUGAGCUUAAAAAUCUUGUCUCCAAAUUGCGAACUUUGCUCCCUCAACUCAACCAUAAGCCCGACAACUCCUCCGAGGCAUCGACGGGGGAGAUAUUGAAGGAGACGUGUGAUUAUAUAAAGAAAUUGCAAAAGGAAGUGGAUGACUUAAGUGAGAGGCUAUGGAAGCAGCUGGAUUCAAUGGGUGUUGACUUUGAAAUGGUUAAAGAUCUUCUAAUUUUUACUUAAUUAGUCUCAUUUGUAUGCGUUUGUAUUUUGAAACCGAUGAGUUUGGUCUCUUCAGCGUUACCAAACAACCGACAGUUGAGAGAGAAAAAGGGUUGUGGAUUCUAUAAUAUUUCUAUAUAUAUUAUAUGUAUUUUUCUAUUUUUCCAUA
This is a messenger RNA of Cucumis melo (muskmelon), 457 nucleotides long. Its product is annotated as transcription factor PRE5-like. NCBI's taxonomy places the organism in Eukaryota, Viridiplantae, Streptophyta, Magnoliopsida, Cucurbitales, Cucurbitaceae. The coding region runs from base 58 to 309 and encodes 83 amino acids. Gene Ontology annotation, molecular function: protein dimerization activity. The record is from RefSeq and is a predicted model, not a curated record. The transcript is spliced from 2 exons.